Brenthis ino (lesser marbled fritillary) is the source of this 2118-nucleotide messenger RNA. Lineage: Eukaryota; Metazoa; Arthropoda; Insecta; Lepidoptera; Nymphalidae. The record is from the annotation of a GenBank genome assembly.
AUGUCGAGAAGAAAAUUAUUAAUAGGUGGAGCAGGAGUCGCGGGCGCAGCGCUAGCUGGCUGGGCGCUCUCCGCUGACGACAAGCCCCACUGGUACAACCCAUCAACGGUUUCCGCUAAGACCGAACGCAAGAAGAGACCACUGCCCAGUCGCGCUGAUCAAGUGAAGAGCCUUCAAGCUGGCCAUACAUAUGACAUCCUUAUCAUUGGUGGCGGCGCGACCGGCGCGGGAUGUGCCCUCGAUGCUACUACACGAGGUCUCCGCACGGCCCUGGUCGAAGCCGACGACUUCGCCAGUGGCACGUCAAGUAGGAGUACCAAGCUCAUACACGGAGGCGUACGGUACUUGCAAAAAGCUAUUUUGCAACUCGACUACGAUCAAUAUAAAAUGGUAAAGGAGGCGUUACACGAGCGUGCCAAUAUGUUGGAAGUGGCACCGCAUCUGACCAGGCCUUUGCCUAUACUGUUGCCAGUCUACAAAUGGUGGCAAGUGCCCUACUACUGGUUUGGUAUCAAGAUGUACGAUAUAGUGGCUGGAGAUAGGAAUCUGAAGAGCUCAUACUAUUUGUCUAAGAAGAAUACCCUAGAACUAUUCCCCAUGUUGAAAUCCGACAAUUUGUGCGGUGGCAUCGUGUAUUAUGACGGGCAACAAGACGACGCAAGGAUGAACCUAGCGAUAGCGCUGACCGCGGCGCGGCACGGCGCCACCAUCGCCAACCACGUCAGCGUCACCCGCCUGUACAAGACCGACGGCAAGCUCAGCGGGGCUCGGCUCAGGGACGAAAUGACUGGUAAGGAAUGGGACGUUAAAGCGAAGAGCAUCAUCAACGCGACCGGACCCUUCACUGACUCCAUCAGGAAAAUGGAUGACCAGACUGUUAAGGAUAUUUGCUGUCCUUCCUCUGGUGUUCAUAUUGUACUUCCUGGAUAUUAUAGCCCCGAGCACAUGGGCCUGCUCGACCCCUCCACCUCCGACGGCAGGGUUAUCUUCUUCCUGCCGUGGCUGAAGGGCACCAUCGCGGGCACCACAGACCUGCCCUGCAAGGUCACGCACAACCCUAAGCCCACGGAAGAUGAGAUUCUGUUCAUCCUCACCGAGGUUAAGAACUAUCUCAACCCGGAUGUUGAAGUGCGGCGCGGCGACGUGCUGUCCGCGUGGUCCGGCAUCCGGCCGCUGGUGUCGGACCCCAACAAGCCGGACACGCAGUCGCUCGCGCGCAACCACAUCGUGCACGUGUCGCCCUCCGGCCUCGUCACCAUCGCGGGCGGCAAGUGGACCACCUACCGCGCCAUGGCCGCCGAGACCAUCGACGCUGCUAUCGAGAGCGCAAAUCUAAAGCCUCUAUUCAGGGAGUGUCAAACAGACGGCUUCCUGAUCGAGGGUGCGCACGGCUGGACACCCACCAUGUACAUCCGACUGGUGCAAGACUUCGGCCUUGAAAUGGAAGCCGCACAACACUUGGCCAAGUCAUACGGAGAUCGCGCUUUCGCAGUUGCUAAGAUGGCGUCCAUGACCGGCAAAAGGUGGCCCAUCAUCGGCAAGAAGGUCCACCCCGAAUUCCCAUAUAUUGAUGCUGAAAUUAGAUAUGGCGUGCGCGAGUACGCGUGCACUGCGGUGGACAUGAUAGCGCGCCGCCUGCGCCUCGCCUUCCUCAACGUGCAGGCGGCGGCGGAGGCGCUGCCCGUCAUCGUAGACAUCAUGGCGGAGGAGCUCAAGUGGUCCGACGCCGAGAAACAGAAACAAACAAAGCAAGCUGCCGAAUUCCUUGCCAAUGAAAUGGGCCAGAUGGUGAACCGAGCCAGCCGUGACAAGAUCCCCAUCAAUCUCAGCAAAGAUGAGAUACAGACAUACAUCAAACGUUUCCAGAUCAUAGACAAGGAUAGGAAGGGCUUCGUCUCCAUCAACGAUAUUAGGAGGAGUUUGAAGAACUACGGCGAGGACGUGACGGGCGAACAGUUGCACGAAAUAUUGCGGGAGAUCGACACUAACAUGAACGGCCAAGUCGAACUCGACGAGUAUUUGCAGAUGAUGUCAGCCAUCAAAUCAGGUCACGUGGCAUACUCUCGUUUCGCGCAGAAGUGGUGGUGGCUUGUAACUGGCGAUAAAUUACCACCUAGA